Daktulosphaira vitifoliae (grape phylloxera) is the source of this 1192-nucleotide messenger RNA. RefSeq lists its product as uncharacterized. The record is from RefSeq and is a predicted model, not a curated record. Bases 141 to 569 code for a protein of 142 amino acids. Lineage: Eukaryota; Metazoa; Arthropoda; Insecta; Hemiptera; Phylloxeridae. The transcript has 3 exons.
UACUAUCUAAUAAUGUCACACUAAUAAUGUGUUGUGUACAGACAGCUCAUUGUGUUUAGUACUCGACUACAAGUGACCGACUUAAUGUGUUGAGGUGUUUUUUUUUAUUUGUAUAUUUUAUUAUUUAUUAACGUAUUAAAAUGAGUGAUGGCAGAAAACGUUUAAGUGGAAGUGCUUAUAAAAAAGUUGCUAAAUUAAAAUUAGAAAAAGAACAAAAAGUCAUUUCUCAAACCGCAAAAUUAACUUCAUUUUUUGGCAAUCAACGACCAUCAAUCUCCAAUUCGCCAAGUAAAAUAGAGACUACAGCUGAACAGAUUUCAAAUGAGUCUAGUGAUAAAAAUGAGCCUAAUCUUCAGAGUCCUCUUGAAGCCCUAGCAAAUGAAAAUCAAAUAAUUGAAAAUUCGGAAAAACAAUUAAUAAAUACGUCUUCUAUUGCACCAAGUGAACAUCCUCUACAUAGUACUUUUGAAACCAUGGCAAAUGAAAAUCAAUUAAUUGAAUAUUCGGAAUUAUUAAAUACGCCAACUAAAAAACCCAAUCCAACACUUUUUAGGGGGCGGCAAAAUUAAGAGCACCGGGCGGCAAAAUUCCUAAAUGCGACCCUGGGUGUAGGGAUAAUAAUGGAUGAGGAAAUGAAAAGUAAAGUAGUAGAAAUACCUAGGAAAAGUGACAGAAUUAUAGUCACAAAAUUGAUAUUCAAGGAAAAAGUGCUGAUUGUAAUAAGUGCCUAUGCACCCCAAAUGAAUGUGAUGAAAUAGACAAGGAAGUGUUUUGAUGAGUGAUGGUAGGGGUGAUGCAAGGGGUACCUGGCAAUGAAGAGCGAUGAUAGGUGGAGAAAUGAAUGGACAUGUAGGUAAUAAGUGGAGAGGAUAUGAAAGAGUACAUGGAGGGUAGGGUUUUAGCGGGGGGUCAUUCCAUGUGAAAUCACCAAAUAUGUGUGCUGGUAUAGUUCAGAAAUUUAUGAAAUUUAUAUCAUAGACUUCCUAAAGGUCAUUGACAACAAAAAUAAUGUAUAUUUUUUUUAUUGUUUUUUUACUAGAUAGUGCAUUUUUUAUAAUUAAAAACAUGAAAAAACAGCCUAUGUUCUAGAGCCUAUAAAUUCACAUCCAAAUAAGCUAUCACUGUGGAACUAGCACUGUAUUACUCAUAUUAAAUAAUACUUCAAUUUCAUUCUUAAGUUUUUACAUUUUGA